Corvus hawaiiensis (hawaiian crow) is the source of this 2521-nucleotide messenger RNA. RefSeq names its product ADP ribosylation factor like GTPase 8B (gene ARL8B). Gene Ontology annotation, cellular component: lysosomal membrane. Lineage: Eukaryota; Metazoa; Chordata; Aves; Passeriformes; Corvidae. The transcript has 7 exons. Gene Ontology annotation, molecular function: GTP binding; GTPase activity. Bases 60 to 620 code for a protein of 186 amino acids. The record is from RefSeq and is a predicted model, not a curated record. Gene Ontology annotation, biological process: protein transport; anterograde axonal transport.
AACCCGCAGCGCCCCCGGCCCGGCCCGCAGCGCCCCCGGCCCGCCCGCCCGCCGCCACGAUGCUGGCGCUGCUGUCCCGGCUGCUCGACUGGUUCCGCUCGCUCUUCUGGAAGGAGGAGAUGGAGCUGACCCUGGUGGGGCUGCAGUACUCGGGCAAGACCACCUUCGUCAACGUCAUCGCGUCAGGUCAAUUCAGUGAAGAUAUGAUACCUACUGUGGGCUUCAACAUGAGGAAAGUUACAAAGGGUAAUGUUACAAUAAAGAUUUGGGAUAUAGGAGGGCAGCCCCGAUUCCGAAGCAUGUGGGAGCGAUAUUGCAGAGGAGUUAAUGCUAUUGUCUACAUGGUAGAUGCUGCAGAUCGUGACAAAAUAGAAGCCUCUCGAAAUGAGCUGCACAAUCUUCUAGAUAAGCCCCAGUUACAAGGAAUCCCUGUUCUAGUCCUUGGAAAUAAGAGAGACCUUCCUAAUGCUUUGGAUGAGAAACAGCUAAUUGAAAAGAUGAACCUUGCUGCUAUUCAGGACAGAGAAAUCUGCUGCUACUCUAUUUCUUGCAAAGAGAAAGAUAAUAUAGAUAUCACGCUUCAGUGGCUUAUUCAGCAUUCAAAAUCUAGAAGAAGCUGAAGUCUUCCUGGAAUCUCCAGUACCAGUUGGCCAUAAUCUCAGUUGUCCACUUCCCUCCAUAAUGAGAUACUACCCAAAAAUCCUGUAUCAAGAAUCUGCCUUUUCACGGUUCAUUUCUCAUGUGCACUGCUGAAGACUUGUAUUCCUAUUCUGUCACAAAACAACUAGAGUUGUCAUGAUAAAGUCAGCACAAAUAUUUAUUUUACAACCAUCUGUGGUGGGAGGGUUGUGGGGGGGGCUUUUUAAAAGAAUAUCUCUACCAUGUUAACUAUGAUGGUACACUCUGUUCUGGUUUUUCAGGGCCAGGUUUUUAUAUGAUUUUCAGCAAGUGUUUUAUUUCUAGUGUUUAGUGGCUUGAAGAUGCUGAUGCUUGACAGCAUUAAGAUUCUGUAAGAUGCCACAUACAGUAGUUAGAAAACAUUUAAGCGUGAGUUGUGGGAUACUGAUUGAUCUCACAAAUGCAUGUGAUGUGUGUAUGUAAGCAGAGAAAUGGAAACUGUUUGCAGAGGGGAGCACAAGGCAUAGAUCAGCAUCACUAAUCUACAGCUGAGAUCCUGUCACUUGAAAAAGAAAACUCUCUUGAUGAAUUAGGAAAGUCAUGUGUUGAAAAUCAUUCUGUUGCUUCUGUUUAACGUUUAUGUGGGGGAUGGGAAUGGACUGUUCUGUCAAACUUUCAAAAAUUGGAGUAUUCCAGCAUGAAAACAAAUUGCUAGGAUCAUCAGGCUUUGUUCAAAUACAUUUUUCUAUCUCCAGAUACUCGUGGUCUCUCUCUGAAACCAGAACAUGCAUUCUGAGCAGCUGCAUGACACCCAAAUUACUGAUGCUCUUGUAUCGAGGCAGUUGUUGACCUUUAGCACAAUCUGUGUGUAAUUGUCAGUGUCUCUCUCCUGCUCCUGGAAUGGCUGGGCACAGUUUCACCUGGUGCUAUGGAAUACCUGGGCUAUUGUGACAACUCUAGACCCGCCUGCUUUCUUGAUGUAACCAUGUGCAAAGCCUGUCAGAUGCAAUGAAAUGUUCUGCUGUGUCAAAGCACAAGAGAGCCAAUGAAUUGAUCCUGUCUCUUGACUAGCUCCUGCAGCUUAGGGAAGUGUGUAUAAACUCAAGAUUAUAAUGUUUCUGUAGCUUUACUUUCUCAAUGACUUCAGCAUAUUUAAAGGGACAGCCUUGUUAAGACUGGUUUGUUCAUCCAGCAGUGUCAGUGUAGCUACUCGUGUGUGCAGAUCCAUGGUGCAGCUGCUUGUGUUGCCUCACACUGUGUGUGAUUCCUCACCUCUGUGUGGUUUGCAUCCCGUGGGAGCCUCGGGUUGGGAACACCGUUCAGUCCCUCUCAGUUCUGAGACGCCAGUGUUAACGCAGACUGCCAUGGCCUUACUGUCGUGUCCCAGCUCUGGCACUGUUGCACAGACACUACACGCUGCCUGCCUUCGGUCUGAAGCUGCAUUUUAAUUUUUUGUCCCCUUUCAGUUCUCUGAAGCAUGAUUUCAAUUUAUCCAUACUCUGGUGCUGUAGAGGAGAGGGUGUAUUAACUUGCUACUGUAGUCCUGAGUUCGCCAGAACUGCUACAGUUACUUUUAUUUAGCAAACUUGCUUGUGCCUAUAAUAAGGAAACUAAACUAGAAUGUGUGAAUCUUUGUGGGGGACCAGGUCACUGUUUAGUUAACUGGCCUAUAGCUAAACUUGAUGUGUUUGGUGUUUAUCUACUUCACUGCUUUCAGCGUUUAUGGCAUCCAAACACUACCAAUUGUUAACCUGUGCAUUACUCUCUGCAUGUGAACAACUUAUACAAUUACUGAACUUUGUAAAUACGUGAAUUUUUUUAUUUAGGUGGAUGCAUAUGUUGGUUUCCUGCUCUUCAGCUUUACUCAAUAAACUUAUGUUUUGAGGGUUGUAUUGACACUUAA